This is a messenger RNA of Pelodiscus sinensis (Chinese soft-shelled turtle), 4480 nucleotides long. Lineage: Eukaryota; Metazoa; Chordata; Testudines; Trionychidae. The record is from RefSeq and is a predicted model, not a curated record.
AUGUUUGAACUGGAAGGUGGAGACAGGAAGCGGUGGGAGCACUGUCCUCUGCAGUGGCACUUGGACCAUUUACAGCCCGAGAGAAGAACAAGGGAGCUCGACAGCCUAUGCUGGGAGCCUGCUGGCUUUAUAGCUCAAGCUGCCCCGGGCUCCUACACUAAGCUCCAGAGGUGUCCCAGAUUCAAGUCUGCCCGGUGGCGGAGUGGGGCAGAAAUCGAGUACCUGCAGUCGGUCCUGCCCAGCACCAUGGAGGAGGCUUUCUUCGAUUACCUGCGCACCGUGGACGCCUCCGAAGUCACCGUCUCCUCUGUGCCAGAGGGCUCUGUCGUCUUCGCCAGGGUUCCGCUCUUGCAGGUGAAGGGGCCGCUGCUGGUGGUGCAGCUCCUGGAGACCACGCUGCUGUGUCUGGUCAACUAUGCCAGCCUGGUGGCCACCAACGCUGCCCGGUUCCGGAUGCUCGCUGGCCCGGACAAGAAGCUGAUGGAAAUGGGGCUGCGUCGCGCCCAGGGCCCGGAUGGGGGCCUUUCCGCCUCCAAGUACUCCUACGUCGGGGGCUUUGACAGCACCAGCAACGUCCUGGCAGGGAAGCUGUUCGGGAUCCCGGUGGGGGGAACGGUGGCCCACUCCUACAUCAUGUCCUUCGCGUCGCUGGAGGAGGUGCAGCCCCGGGUCCGUGGCCCCGCCAGGUGGAGACGGGAUUCGUUCAGGAGCCUUGCCCGGCGCUCAGAGGGGGCAGAGGCCUGCCUGGUAGACGGGGGCGGGUUGACUCUCAUCGUCCCCCGCCGCCUCUUCCAGGGGCUGCUGGACGCGUACUGCGUCAUGGGGAGCGGCGUCCCAAACUUCUGCGCCGUGGCGCUGGCGCUGAACCAGCUGGGGUACCGGGCGGCAGGCGUCCGCGUGGACAGCGGCGACCUCGGCCAGCAGUCGCGGGCGAUUCGCCGGGUGCUCCAGACCUGCGGCGCCGCCUUCCAGGUGCCCUGGUUAGCCACCAUCCCCAUUGCGGUGAGCAGUGAUGUGAGUGAAAGGAGCCUGCAGGAGUUAAUGCAGGAGGGGAACGAAAUUGACAUGGUCGGCAUCGGGACCAACCUGGUGACGUGCCCCCUGCAGCCCUCGCUGGGCUGCGUUUACAAGCUGGUGCAGGUGAAUGGCCGCCCCACGCUGAAGCUGACGGAGGAGGAGGAGAAGAUGACCGUCCCGGGGAGCAAGGCGGUGUACAGGCUCAGGGACGCUGCCGGUCUUGCCUUUAUGGAUCUCAUGGCCCUGGAGACGGAGCCCCCUCCCCAGGCAGGCCGGGAGGUGUCUGUCCGCCUGCUGGGGUGGCACGAAGAGGCCAGGAGGGUGACUCCCAUGGCAGUGGAGACCCUGCACCGCACGUACUUUAAAGAUGGACAGGUUUGCCAGGCUCUUCCCAGCCUGCUGGAAAUCAAGAGCCAUGUGCGAGCCUCUCUGAGCACGCUCAGCCCUGUGCACAAGAGGCUCCAGGAACCAGAGCCUUACCAGGUUGCUGUGACUGAGAAACUGCACUUUCUCCUCAACGACCUGCGCCGAUCCAGCCAGUGAGCUGCCCGGCAUCCUCCUGUCCAGCAGCAAACUGCCCCCGGGCACGGCCCAAGAGCCCGCUGCUGCACAGACACCUGGCCACUCGGGUGUUUUUAUGCAACUGUCGAAUAUUUUCUCCAAUGAUGGUUUUGCUGCGCAGGGCAGUAGCGGCCAGGUAGCCCAGCUCCAUCGCCUGUGGCAAAAUGAAUCCCCAGCCAGGGCCUGUGCAGAGGGGAGGCAGGUUUUUCGGAUCCAAUUUGAAAUGGGUGCGGCGGAGGACCAGCAAGGCCAUGCCUAGUUUGACUCCUAAUCAGGUGCCGGAAUCUGCAGCUCUCCACUGGGGCUGUUUGUCCGUCUGUGUUUGGGAAAGUCCUAGCUCCUUACAUUGACCCGCUCAUAUUUUUCCAUCAAAAUGGCACUUCUCUCAAUAUGGAGCAGAAAAAUCCCAUUUUCGGUUAUGCACGUGUUACGAUGAAGAAGAAGAAUAUUGCAAGAGUUCAAGUAUUAAGGAACAGGAAACCCAUUUGACAGAGCUGCGUCAGGCAGAUUGCUUGUAUCUGAUGUCAAGACAGGAUUAGACCCUUAUCCUCACCCUUCUGUUCCAGGCUUACAACAAACUUCAUGAAGUAAGUAAAAGAAUGUGACGAUUGUUCUCUUUGAAAUUGUAGCUCCCACCUGAUAGGGGUUUGCCCGGUUCCUCCCUACAACCUCGUGGUCCGGUGAAGGCCUUCAUGCUUAACUCUUAACACGCAUGUUCCUCAUUCACAGACAAUAGCAGGGUGGUGAAGCACUGGAAUGGGUUACCUAGGGAAGUAGUGGAGUCUCCAUCGCUAGAGGUGUUUAAGUCUCGGCUUGACAAAGCCCUGGCUGGGUUGAUUUAGUCGGGAUUGGUCCUGCCUAGAGCAGGGGGCUGGACUUGAUGACCUUCUGAGGUCUCUUCCAGCUCUAUGGUUCUAUGAUUCUAUGAUUUCUUUGUGACAGAGGAGCAACAUGCACAGUCGAACAAGAACGUUGUUACAGUUCCAAGGACAAUCAUUGUAUCCUUUUCCUUAGUUCAUGUUUGUUGUAAGCUGAAAACAGAAUGGUGACUACAGAGCCGUCACUGCUACAGGAAAAUAGCUGGGGUCUAUUUUAGGCUUGCACAUCACCAACACAGUUGUUUAAGAAACACCUGAUUCGUCCGAAGUGGAAACACGCUCUCGCGUCUGUGCCAGGUUGAGGAGGAAAUUCUCUGCUUCGAGGCUAGGGCUCUUCAUUCCCUUUAGCGUAGAGCUAACAUGUAGGAUCAUGGUAAUCGCAUUGGCUCAAGACUUGUUCUGUAUCCUUGUAACAUGAUGCGACUCGUCAGCACGGCGCCUCCUGCUGGGCACUCUGGGAAUGAGCUCUGCUCCGUACCAGAGCGCCUGCGUCUGGCUGUCAUAUGCCUGCUGGUGCCUGUUGUUCUCCUCCACCUUGUGCUAGGAUCCGUGUCCCUCCCAGCCCGCGGAACCCUUUCCUCCAUGCACCGUGCCCACUCUCUGGGGUCCCCCCCUCAGGGAACCCCCAAACCCACCUUGCCUCAGUGACCCUACAGCCAGGCGUCACCUAGCCCCUUAUCCAAGGGGCCCACUGCAGUCUAACAUGGCAACUGGUCAUAGGCAAGGGGAUGGGGACCUGGUGCCUUUGCCUGCCCUAGUGUCCCAGGCCUUUGUUGCUGGGCCUCAGUUUGGGUCAACUCAGCCUGCAGCUCCCCAGGCUCAUGCUGCCUUUCCCUGGCACUGCAUUGCCCAUGGUACCAUGGCUAGCAGCAGCUGGGUCCUUCUUCCUGCAGGGCUGGAGUGAAAGAGUAUGGAGUCUGGCCAGCCAUCUCUUUUAUACAGCCCUCCUGGGUUCUGAUUGGCUGCUGCAAGGCCUCUCAUGAUUGGGCCCUUGCUACAGCCCUCUCCCAGUGCUCUUUUAACCCCUUUUAUGCCUGGAGCAAAUGGACGACCUGCUACAAUCCUGCUAACGGUGGCCAGCAGUGUUCCUUGUAAGCUGAGCACUUGGACGGCCAGCCAGGAGAGAGUUAAAUGCCGCCCAACUGAUUAGCAGACUGCCUGCAGUGCCCACAGCCAGCAGCAUGUGUUUCUACUGGUGGUGCACAUCCACACAUGCCUCUGCGCACAUAACAAUAUUUAUUCUGCACAUGGAUGAGAAAAAUUAGAGGGAACAUUGGUGGCCAGUAUCCGUGGCUUCAUAAGGUGCAUGAAAGCCCCAGCGAUGCAGCUAAACUGGGGAAACUUACAACCUAAUCCUGAAAUGAGCUGUGGCCUUAGGGUCCCAAUGAGGUUCUGCAAGGGGCAGAUUAACCUCUUAAAGAUGGAUCAUUGAGUAUGAACUUAGUGCCUUAUUUCCCACAAUACACUUUGCCUGCAGACCCCAGGAGAGGUCUUGCGGGGUCUUUGAAACCACAAGUGCCAUGUAAACGGAAUAGAAACCAGUGCCUGGAGUUGGCACAGUUGGUAGAAACUUAGGUCAAAGUACAAAGGAUGUAUAUAAGCAAAUGACACAAACAUGUAGUGGCAAAAUUAGAAAGGCAAAGGCACAAAAUGAGCUCAGUCUAGCUAGAGACAUAAAGAGUAACAAGAAAAAAUUCUGCAAAUAUAUUAGAAGCAUGAGGAAAAUCAAGGACUGGGCAGGCCCACUGCUCCAUGAAGAGGGAAAAACAAUAACAGAAAAUGUGGACAUGGCAGAGGUGUGUAAGGUUGGUGGGGAUGAUGUAAUAGUAACUCCUGGAGAAAAAGAGGUAAGUUCAGAAGUUAAAGGAGGAAAAGAAUAAGUUAAAAGUUACUUGGAAAAGUGAGAUGUCUUCUAGUCACCAGGGCCUGAUGAAAUGCAUCCUAGAAUACUCAAGGAGCUGAUAGAGAAGAUAUCGGAGCCAUUAGUUAUCAUCUUUGAAAAGUCAUGGAAGAUGAGAAAGAAG